AUCUUGCAACCAAACGUCAAACCGAUGGCGGACAAGGUCAACGGACGGAGCACAUGCAGGGCAUCCAUGUUUCUUGUGGAGGAGAUGAGUGGCGGAAAAGGUCGGGGCCUUUGAUGAACAGCAUCUGUCAAGCUGCGGAGCUGCACAGACGCAUCUUUUGGGUGAGAUCUGAGAUCGGGAGGAGCGAAUUGUGGGACCUGAUCGUUCCAUCUGAACCUGUGCACAAGGAAUUAAAUUUCAAAGAAUGAUUAGCUUAGAAGCGUAACACUGUGAAAGCUCGGGCUAACCAAUGAAAUCCGGAGCCGAAGCAUCGGAUGAACGUGGAGAUGGAGUACGACCGGGGUUAAAUUAAUUGCAGGAAAAGUAAAAGUUGCGCGGAGUAGAACUCUGUGCGCAGGAUGCAUCCCGCUUCUUCGGUACGAGCACCGAAGAAGUCAGCACGAAAAGCUCUCGAGAUCCUUGACGAGGGCGAGUCCUGUUGAAAAGAUCCUCGAUGGGCCCGGAUCAUCAAAUGUGGGAGUGAAAGCUGGUGGCUGCCGUGACUCAACAGUUCUCGGAGCCUGGAACGAGAGGAACGAGGGAGGCAGGGAGGCAGGGAGCGGCCGAUGGAGUCGCCCGCCCCAUAAGAUCGGAGCGCGCAGGCAAUUCGCGGGUUGGCAGGAGCUGGUGUGACGAGUACUUCCCUGUGGACUCGCCGGCAGGCAGGAGACGUCCUCGUCGAUGUCGGCAGACUGAAGCCCGAGGUGAAGGAGCGUCCAGCAGCUGCUUGCCUCUGAGCCGCACCCACCAAGACGAUUGCCGAAUUAUGGAAGAUGUCGGCAGGGAGAAUUUUCUAAGUAAAGUGCAAAAAUACAGCGUCCGAUGCUUGACGGUAUGAGCCUUGGGAACGUGAAUUUCUCGCUCUAAACGCUCGCAGAAGCUUAAGCCUAAGCCUUUACUUCCUAGUUCUUUGGGGUCCCGGGUUCAAAUGGAACGUGGACGGCAGAUUUUCCUGAGCAGAGUUCAGCCUAGUCUUCAACAAUGUAUGCUGUAUGAAGACCCUGAUGCUCAAGAAGCUGCCAGGAGGACGGUCAAUCGCGAUGCGCUUGACGAAAAGGCUCUGAUAUCAUUAGCCAAGGAGGGUAAGUUUACACCUACCAAGGACGAGAUCGAACAUGCAUUCCUGUACCAACUAUUAUUGUGGUUCAAGAAAUCUUUCAGAUGGGUCAAUCAACCAGAGUGCUCAAACUGCGGGUCUCCCACGAUUGGAACUGGAGGCACCGUCCCAAAUGCUGAGGAGAGUCGAUAUAUGUGUGACAAGGUGGAGCUCUUCAGAUGUCCAAGUUGCUACAAAGAUACUCGCUUUCCAAGAUACAAUGAUCCCAGAAAGCUCUUAGAGACGAGAAGUGGCCGAUGUGGUGAAUGGGCUAAUUGCUUCACCCUAUAUUGUAGAGCAUUUGGCUACAAAUCUAGGCUGGUACUCUCGUUUCAAGAUCAUGUCUGGACUGAGUGCUAUGUGACAUUAUUUCAACGGUGGGUGCAUUUAGACCCAUGCGAAGGUAUUAUGGACAGGCCACUGCUAUAUGAAGAGGGAUGGAAGAAAAUUAUUGACUAUAUUAUUGCGCUAUCAUACAACGGAGUUCAUGACGUUACCCAGCGUUACACCAGAAAAUGGCCUGAGGUUCUUACCAGGAGAACUAUCACAACAGAAGAAAACGUCAAGGAAGUUCUUAUGUUUCUGACUAUGCAAUGUAGAGCUGAUCUGCCUCCUGCCGAGUGGGAGGAACUCAUGGCAUUGGAUCAGAUAGAAGAGGAGGAGAUUGCAAGAUCUUCUAGAGCAGAACCUGCAGAUGUAGAGAGCUUGCCAGGAAGACUUAGCGGUAAUGAGGAGUGGCGUACUUUACGUGGGGAAAUGGGAAACCUGCAACAACCUGCUCCUUUGACAAAGGAGUGUCCUGUGCGAAAGUGUUAUGAUGAACAUGUGACAUUGAUCAAAGAAUCAGUCGGUUCACUUUGUUCAGAUAUUAUUGAAGCCGAGGACUCAGUUUUCAAAGUAGUGAUCGGGUUGAAGGCAUUGCAUGCAUUUCUUUUCAGGCUGCAUUCCCAGCCCUUUCGCACGCGUGAACUUCAACUAAAUUCAGCAGUCGAAAUAGCAUGGCUUGGUCAUGCUAAUGACGAAACAAUCGCCUUACUACUUAAGUCCCUAGGUCUUGCAUGGACUCUCAAAGAAGAUGGACUGUUCUGGAUAUCUAUAGAUGGAAAUCCAGUACACGCUGCAGUAUCUUUACCAGUUGCGCUUGCGCUUCUAGAUAAGUUAACCAAAGAGCACCCCAGUGAAUUAACCGUAAAAUGGCUUGUGCAUGGUAUCAGACUGUGCAAGGGAGAAGCUGUUGCAAGCGGAGAGGAGCUUCCUGCUGGUAUUUCUUCUGCGGCCUUUGAUGGUUUAAUGUUAAGUAAAUGGGAGGAACCAGAAGGAGCGAAAGGUGCCUGGAUAAUAUAUCAUCUGCCGAAACAAAUGUCUCAUACACUUGCUGCAUACGAAAUCACAUCAGCCGAUGAUUGUCCGGAAAGAGACCCUUAUGACUGGGUAUUGGAAGGGAGCAACGACAAUGGAAUAUCGUGGAAGGAACUCAAUUCACAACAAGGUCAAAUUUUUGAGGAGCGCUUUCUCAGUAAAACAUUUGAGAUCCUCCCACAAAAUCAUUUUCUCUGUAACUCUUUCAGACUACGAGUUACCGCAGUGAAGGACUCUAGUAAACAAAAUCGGUUGCAGAUCGCAUGCAUUGAUUUCAUAGCUUUGAAGCCUUGAAAAGUCAAUGACGUCGGAUGCCCUUUACUUACAACUGAAGUUCUAUUGGAGUCGCACGGAUUUUAGAGUAGUUCAUCCAGCCUCGGUGCUUAGAAGGACAUAGGAAACCCAGAGUUUAUCAUAUCCUCACUCAUCCACUGAUCCAUGGGUCACACGUCUUCGUGAUCUAUCACAUAUUAUGGGACCUUACCUUUAGUACGAUGUACAGAGUGAACAUGUGUUGGUUGGAGGAGGAGCUUGCUUUCUGUAUGCAAUUUCAAUUCGACUGGAAGAUGGAGAGAAAAGUAUUAUAGAGUAGGAUCAGAAGACAACGUUUACACUCCUCCGGUGUCCUACUCUGUUGAAAGCCUUCAGCAAUGAAGUGAUCGCACUGUGGAUUUUCUUUGUAUGAUCUUCUAUAAAACGAUGUGAGGAAUUAAUGGAAAUAGUAAAGUUUCAUGCUAAUCAG
Molecule: messenger RNA, 3236 nt
Organism: Marchantia polymorpha subsp. ruderalis
Lineage: Eukaryota; Viridiplantae; Streptophyta; Marchantiopsida; Marchantiales; Marchantiaceae
Source: the annotation of a GenBank genome assembly